AUGGAGCUGUAUACUGUGCUCGACUAUGAGCGACUAGCCAAAGAGAAACUGGACAAAGAUGCAUGGGAGUAUUUCAACUACGGAAGGGGACGAAAGUGGUGCUUUCAGGAUAGCAUUGAGGCAUUUUCGAGAUAUCGAAUAAGAAGCCGGGUGCUUCAGGAUGUUUCCAAGCGUUGUCUAGCAACAGCAGUUCUUGGUCAGUCCAUCCCAUAUCCGAUCUGUAUUUCACCGACAGCCUGUCAGUUCUUUGCUCAUCCUGAUGGCGAAGAGGCAACGGCAAAAGCUGCAGAAGCUGUAGGGGCCUUGAUGGUACUCUCUUGCGGUGCACGCUCUUCAAUGGAGGACAUUGCAAUGGCUGCACCAGGAGGUCUUCGAUGGAUGAACAUCUAUCCCUUUACAGAUCGUCAGCUCACUGAAUACACCAUCCGCAAGGCAGAGAAACUGGGAUUCAAGGCACUUGUUGUAACCGUUGAUUCUCCUGUGCCAGGCAUACAUGGUGCCAUGGAGGAACUUUUAGGAAAGGACCAUGUGGUGAACCAUUCCUCCUAUCGGUAUGUUAACGUUUGCUGUUAUCUUAACUGUAAUUGUAGAACAUCUUCAAUCUGUGGGCAAGUCUACAUGCCUGUCUAUGAGGCGGACAUUCCAUCGGCUCGUGCUGCCAAACAGGAGAGCAAUGCAAACCACUUCCAGUACGUAGAUGAGAUGACGUACAAUCCAAAAGCCACUUGGGAAUACAUACGAUGGAUCAAGAAAGUUACUUCGUUGCCCAUUGUCUGCAAAGGGAUACUAACAGCUGAAUCUGCUUCAGAUGCUGCAAGCGCAGGAGUGGAUGGGAUUCUUGUUUCAGCACACGGUGGAAGACAGCAGGAAAGCUCACCUGCUCCAAUCGAUGCAUUGGCCGAGGUAGUCGAGGCUGUACAUGGUCGAGGAGUUGAGGUCUACAUGGACGGAGGAGUUAGGACAGGGACUGAUAUCUUCAAGGCUCUUGGAAGAGGUGCAAGGGCCGUGUUCCUAGGCAGACCGAUCCUGUGGGGACUUGCUUGUCAGGGUCCUGAGGGGGUUACAAGAAUACUUCAGAUUCUUCGCGACCAACUUGACGCAAUCCUCGCAUUGGCUGGUAAGACAUAAUUGCCUUAAAUUUAUCAAUCGUG
Messenger RNA from Strongylocentrotus purpuratus (purple sea urchin), 1151 nucleotides. Its product is annotated as hydroxyacid oxidase 1-like. The record is from RefSeq and is a predicted model, not a curated record. The coding region runs from base 1 to 1128 and encodes 375 amino acids. Gene Ontology annotation, molecular function: FMN binding; oxidoreductase activity. NCBI's taxonomy places the organism in Eukaryota, Metazoa, Echinodermata, Echinoidea, Camarodonta, Strongylocentrotidae. The transcript is spliced from 7 exons.